CAUGAAAAAAUAUUUUUGGAAAUUGCGAGGAACUGCACGGUGUUCAGUCAUUUGUUGUCGUGUAACACCCCUUCAAAAAGCCAAAGUUGUCGAGUUGGUAAAGCGAAAUAUUAAAGCUGUUACUUUGGCAAUUGGUGACGGUGCUAAUGAUGUUAGUAUGAUUAGAACUGCACAUAUUGGUGUUGGGAUUUCUGGCCAUGAAGGAAUGCAAGCCGUUCUCUCAUCAGAUUUUUCAAUUGGACAAUUUCGAUAUCUAGAAAGGUUGCUUCUCGUGCAUGGAAGACAGUCAUAUCUUCGAAUGUGCAAAUUUCUUCGAUAUUUUUUCUACAAGAAUUUUGCUUAUACACUUACUAAUUUUUGGUAUUCUUUCUUUUCCGGAUAUUCUGCUCAGACUGUCUAUGAUCCUGUGCUCAUUUCCCUCUAUAAUCUUCUCUUUACGGCUAUGCCUGUUUUGGCUAUGGGUAUUCUAGAUCAAGACGUAAAUGAUGAAUACAGCCUUAGAUUUCCACGUCUUUACAUUCCUGGCCAAUUCAACCUAUUUUUUAAUAUGCGAAUAUUUAUUUAUUCUGUGAUACAUGGAAUGAUAAGUUCACUUGUCCUUUUCUUCGUCCCAUAUGGAACCCUUUACAACGCUGUCAGUUUUACUGGACGUGAUAUGAAUGACUACUCAAUUUUGGCUUUUACAUCCUUCACAGCUUUAGUUUUGGUAGUUAAUGGGCAAAUUGCUUUUGAUACUUCUUAUUGGACUUGGAUUAAUUGGUUUGUUGUUCUCGGUUCUGUGGCUGUUUAUUUUGGUGUUGUUGUUACAAUAUAUCAGGUUCUCCCAACACGCUGGCUUUAUGGUUAUGUUAGCUUUAUCAAUGUGGAUGUUUUUGCUAGAGCUGUCGCCUUUCCAGGAUUUUGGCUUUCUUUAGCUUUAAUUUGUGCAAUUUUGCUUCUACCAACACUUGGAAACAGAUUUUUCUGGUUUGACGCCCACCCCUCCUAUGCUGACAGGCUUAGAGUAAGGCAUCGUUUAUAUGGAGAGGAAAAAACUGCAAAGCCUUCAACACCUGCAGCACCUCAACAUGCUUUACCCCCUAGAGGGAGAACUUCUAGAUGGAGUUCUAAACAACGGGAUUUACGUUCUGGCUAUGCUUUUUCGCAUUGUGCCGGUUUUGGGGAAUUAAUAGCAAAGGGAACACUUUUCAAAAAUUUGGAGAAUCUACGCAUUCCGUCAUUUCAACAUAAACAACAAAUCCAUCCAACAGAAACUAGCAGCAAUACAAGUGGGAAUAAUGAUAGUAGUAACAAAUCUACUCGCCGUUUUACUGUUUUUAAUGGAGGUGGAGGACAUUUGCUAGAUUCUUUCCGUAAUGCUAUUCAUCAUCCAAAACCAGAAAAUGGGAAUAAUGGUGAUUUUUUUAUUAUUUAAUAAUCACUUAUCUAAUGAUUAAUCUUUAUCUACCUAUCUGACUUAAAGUAUAGCACGAGAUCGAGGUUUUUUUUGAAAAAAAACCGAGGCCGGGGAUCGCCGAGGCUGGAAGGUCGAGGGGCAAAUUUUGGCCGGAGUUCGAGGAUUUCCAAGGUUUUUAAAAACCUCUAUAACCUUUCA
Messenger RNA from Meloidogyne enterolobii, 1594 nucleotides. The record is from the annotation of a GenBank genome assembly. NCBI's taxonomy places the organism in Eukaryota, Metazoa, Nematoda, Chromadorea, Rhabditida, Meloidogynidae.